Messenger RNA from Asparagus officinalis (garden asparagus), 1457 nucleotides. Its product is annotated as protein root UVB sensitive 2, chloroplastic. NCBI's taxonomy places the organism in Eukaryota, Viridiplantae, Streptophyta, Magnoliopsida, Asparagales, Asparagaceae. The coding region runs from base 100 to 1389 and encodes 429 amino acids. Gene Ontology annotation, biological process: auxin polar transport; response to UV-B. The record is from RefSeq and is a predicted model, not a curated record. Gene Ontology annotation, cellular component: chloroplast envelope. The transcript has 10 exons.
ACUCAUCUUAUCUCUUCGUCGUCGCAGCGUCCUCCCGAGUUCCGAGCGUACUCCCCGUUUUCUCUGCCUCCUCCUCGAUGGACGCUCUUUCUGGGUAAGAUGAUGACAGUGACGAAGAAAGAAUCGGACAAAAUUAGGGAUCAAGAACCACGCCGGCCCGAUUCCUGGAUCGAGAUCUCCGGCUCCCACGCUCAAAUCUGCCGCUUCGACGCCCAUCACGGCCAUCUCUCUGUGAGGGUUGCUGAUGACUCGAGGCCCCUUGUUCGUAGAGUGGUUGAAUCUUUUUUGAACAAGUUUUUCCCUUCAGGUUAUCCGUACAGUGUGAACGAAGGGUACUUGACUUACUCUCAGUUCCGGUCGCUGCAACAUUUUACAAGUGCUGCAUUAUCCGUGCUUUCGACGCAGUCGCUCCUAUUUGCUGCAGGCUUGCGACCUACUCCUGCUCAGUCAACUGCUGUUAGCUGGAUUCUAAAAGAUGGGAUGCAACAUGCUGGGAAAUUGAUAUGUAGCAGAAUGGGUGCGAGAAUGGAUUCAGAGCCAAAAAGCUGGAGAAUAUUGGCUGAUGUGCUAUAUGAUUUUGGUACUGGUCUGGAAGUUAUUUCGCCUUUGUGUCCACAUCUUUUCCUGGAAAUGGCUGGCCUGGGGAACUUUGCCAAGGGAAUGGCCGUUGUUGCAGCAAGGGCAACAAGGCUCCCAAUUUAUUCUUCCUUUGCCAAAGAAGGUAACCUUAGCGACCUGUUUGCAAAAGGGGAGGCCAUCUCAACCCUGUUUAAUGUUCUUGGAAUGGGGGUUGGUAUCCAACUAGCAUCCACAAUUUGUUCAACAACUCAAGGAAAGUUGAUUGCAGCUCCUCUUCUAUCUGCCAUACAUAUUUACAGUGUAGCAGAAGAAAUGAGAGCUGCCCCUGUGAACACAUUGAAUUCCCAGAGGACGGCUAUGAUUGUAGCGGAUUUUCUUAAGACUGGGAAAAUAUCGAGCCCAGCUGACUUGAGAUACCGAGAGAACCUCGUCUUUCCUGAUCGCCUAAUAGAAGAAGCAGGAAGCGUGAAGGUCGGGCAACCACUCCGUAAAAUUGUUGAGAACCCUUCAAAGCUGGAGGAAUUGAGAGAAAUAAUUCCUAAUGAGAAGUUUAUCAUCAGUCGUAAGACCAAGCACACUGACAUGAUUCUGGAGCACGGUGCAUCUGGCGAAGAUGCGUUGAGGGGUUGGUUGAUGGCUGCUUUCGCUGCGGAGAUGCAGAAAUCAUCUGCUGGGCCGAAGCGGGAUGUUAUGGGCCUGGCCCAUGAGCAGAUGGAGAGCGUAUUUCCCUCGUUCAUAUCUGAAGUGAAGAAGAGAGGAUGGCACACUGAUCGGUUCUUGGAUGGGCUUGGUAGCCGGUACGCAUUUUAGUUUUUAGUUAUCUGAAGCUUUUAAGAAGUGAGGAUGGCAGACUGAGGGGUUCUUGGAUGGGCUUGGUA